UUUUGGGUGCAUCACUCUUUCGUAGGCUUGCACCUUUAUGGAUAUUAAACGUUAGCCUACUAGAGGAGUUUCAUGAUUGAAACAGGCACCGCUUCCCUCCGGUUACGCAUUUGCCAGAUUGGACACAGACAACAGGGAAAAAUAGACACGAUUAUAGUCCAUCGACUUCAGAACAUCACUUCAGUCAGGACAAAUUUCAUUUUCGCCUUCAUGGAUGGUGAGCGCAAAUCUGACAUGUAGGAUACUUCUGUUGGCUUUAUAAUGUCAAAAUGUAUGCAUAAACUUUUUUAUAUCUGAAGCCGUAAGCAUUUUAUGAAAUAACGACAUCUUUGUUUUCAAAACCUUUUUAUAUAAACUGGGUAAAUCAUUUUUGGUUUAGGCUAAAUAUUUCGGGCAAAAAAUCUAUUAAAUUACGCAAUAGGCCUAUCCUUCUAUUUUUUAAAGAUAGGUCUAAUUAGCUGACUCAUUGUUUUGCUAAACGCCAAUAGGCCGAUGACUUUAAAUUCUUGUCAAUGAAUUUGGUCAAUAAGCUUACGUUUUCACAAACCUCAUUUUUACAACUCAGACGGCCAAUCGCCGUAAACGCCGUUUUUUUUGGACUAUGGAGAUUCCGGUUGGAUUAGGAGGAGUUUGUGACUCCCCAAACCUAGUUUUUCGCGGACCUUUCCAAAACGUUUUCCACAACGUGCAAGCACUGCCGAGUAACACGACUGUCACUGAAAGCUUGGACUUUUGUAGUUCAAAGUACAGUUUCUUGCAGAAUAAACAACCCUGGGAGAUGCGCCAAACGAGCCGGCAAUCAUCCCGAAAAGAAAUAUGGUCAGGAACGGCUCGCAAUUCUGAUAUUGAAGUGAGGGAAGAUGACAGCGUUUGUUUUUCCAGAACACUCGAAUCAGUGGCAUGUCGUAUUCAUUUUGCCAAAAGCUCAAAAGGGAACAAAGCCGGGUUUUCCUCUUUGCACGAAUCAGACAAUCCAAACGCGAAUGAAUACGGAUCGUGUCGUUCUGGACAGCAAGUCUCCAACACGGAACAACAGUCCUGUCAACCCUCUGUGUCCCAUCACGGAAAUGAGUUAAAUCAUAACAGUGAGGCCUGUGUGGCGAGCAGUUGCUCCAGUUCUGCCUGCAGCACCAUCUCAAAAACGGCGAGGGAGCUCUGCAACGCUGUCUCUGUGUCACUGGGAUUGACCAUGGACGCAAAUGAGAUGACUGACCUGGGACCUAAUCACGCACCAUCCAGCGUAAAUCACCAAAGUCAAGGAAACUAUUUGUUUGAGGUGCCUCUAUUGAAAUGUUCUGGAGCUGGAGAAAACGUCUCCAUAACAGAAUACAAUUGCCCCAGUGAGCGCCAUGCCAAGCCACUACAAAGUGAUAAACAACUAGUUGAGAUGUUUCAACGUUCCCCUGCAAACAACCUUACAGAAAAAGUGGCGACCAUACAGCACCUUAGCUCCGGACAUCCAUCCACAGAUGAACAGGAGUUUAGACUGAAUGAAAACAGGGAUGACCCGACUUCAAAAGAAACAGAUCAUUUUCUGAAUACAGGAGCUCUUUCAGCGUCUUAUCAUUUUGACCAACUGUUGCCAGCACACUUGGCACACUUCAGUCAAACCGAAACAGACAGAAACUCUUCUCAUGUGUUCUACAAACCCCCAGCACAUGUCGGUGAAACUGGAGAGACUAUGGAGGACAAAUAUGCUGACUACUUACAACAACAGUACAGUGUCAAGAUAAAAUCUGAGACCUUUAAUAGGCAUAAUGAACCUGCCGGAACGUCAUGGGACUUUCAGUACAGGUAUAAUGACAAUGACAAUACACAAUAUGGACCGAGGCAGGGUAUGAAUUCAUACAUUGCGGGACCGGACAUUGCGUUAAUUUGUAACCCUCAUGAAUAUGAGAGGGGUGGUGGACUCGUGCGCAGAGAGCGACCAACUCCUGAGCAGUGGUACCCGGGCGAGAUGCUAGGGAGGGUGCCCUAUCCCAACUCCCCAUGCAUAAAGAAUGAGGUUGGUGACAGUCUGGAUGUCUCUUACACAGAUGCCAGGUUUGAGGGUGGCAGCGACCACAUGUACCCCAUGGAGUUCUUCUUCCCACCCCAGAGGACCUGUCUGAUCUGUGCAGAAGAGGCAUCUGGCUGCCAUUAUGGAGCACUCACCUGUGGCAGCUGCAAAGUGUUCUUCAAGAGAGCCGCAGAAGGGAAACAGAAAUACCUGUGUGCCAGCAGAAAUGACUGCACCAUCGAUAAGCUGAGGAGGAAGAACUGCCCAUCAUGUCGCCUGAGGAGGUGUUUUGAAGCUGGGAUGACCCUCGGAACACGUAAACUGAAGAAGAUUGUACAGCUGAAGAGUCCGGAGGAGGAUCUGCCCACUCAAGGCCCCACUGAUACCAUCCAGGGAGUCUCUCCCCAAUCCGGCCUGAGCUUCCAUUCCCAGCUGGUGUUCCUUAACAUCUUGGAAUCCAUUGAGCCAGAGGUGGUAAAUGCGGGACAUGACCAAUGCCAGCCGGACUCAGCUGCAGCGCUGCUCACCAGCCUCAACGAACUUGGGGAGCGCCAACUUGUCAAAGUGGUCAAGUGGGCCAAAGGCUUGCCAGGUUUUCGGAAUCUGCAUGUGGAUGACCAGAUGACAGUCAUCCAGCAUUCAUGGAUGGGGGUGAUGGUGUUCGGCUUGGGAUGGAGGUCCUACAAGAAUGCCAACGGCAGAAUGCUCUAUUUCGCCCCGGACCUUGUUUUCAAUGACCAUCGGAUGCACAUCUCUAGCAUGUUCGAUCACUGCCUACGGAUGAGACACCUCUCCCAGGAGUUUGUCCUGCUGCAAGUCACUCAGGACGAGUUCCUCUGCAUGAAGGCCCUGCUCCUCUUCAGCAUCAUUCCAGUGGACGGUCUUAAGAGUCAGAAGUACUUUGAUGAAUUGCGGCUGACCUACAUCAAUGAACUUGGUCGCGUCAUUAACUACGGAAGGAAGUCCAACUGCUCUCAGAGGUUGUAUCAACUCACCCGUCUCAUGGAUUCCCUCCAACCGGUUGUGAGGAAACUCCAGCAGUUUACAUUUGAUCUGUUUGUCCAGGCCCAGUCUCUGCCCACCAAGGUCAACUUUCCAGAGAUGAUUGCAGAGAUAAUCUCAGUACAUUUGCCAAAGAUCCUGGCAGGCUUGGCCAAACCAAUCCUGUUCCACAAGUAGCAGGAUUUGCCAUCAUACUGAGAAAAAAAUCCAAUCCAAGCUGCCUCUAUAUACUUCAGCCAAGGCUCUGUUGUGUUUCCCUUGUAAUGUUCUCUCUCUCCCAUUUUUUUUAUAUCUAAUAGCUCAAUGUACCAUUUCUGAAAUCAUUGUAUCAUUACAGUAGUUUAGCCGCUUAUCAGACAUAAUUGAGAUAAUUUUCUCAGAAGGGCAGCAAGGUUUUAGCAUUUAUUUCAAGUUGCAAGGUGUCACCUUGUUGACAGCCCAAUCUGUCCUGUAUUUCAAGAAAAAAAAAUACACAAGACUAGUAGUGUUAUGUCAAAUGUAAGAAUCAGAAGAAUAUCAUCCAUUGACUGGAUGAAGACAACACUAAACAACAUGCAGAAACAGUUAAACAUAGCUAUGCAUAUCUCUACUUUAGGAACUUUCAUGAGAUUGUGCUAUGCAAAAAAAAAAAAAUACCAAAAGGAGUGUGAAACAGUCGUUUGCAGUAUACUCUUACAUACACCGUCUAUCUGUAUUUACUAGCUAACUACUCAACGGUUGUAUCCGACUGACUAUGGUGUACUAGAAUGCUAUUUUUAAUAUACAUAUACAAUGCAUACAUCACUACAUGUAUUGUACAGUAUUUAAAACUUUCUUGCUAGUUAUUUAGGUAGUGAACAAACAGUAAUUCUAAUGGUACAGUCAUACUUUAAUCUAUCCACCCAAAGUGACUAACUAAUUCCAGACACAAAGCGAGACAAUUGGAAUUAAUAACUUUCCAGAAUAUUUUCUGCGCAUUUAGUCUGCGCAUUUUGAAUAUUUUCUGCACAUUUAGUCUGCAUGUAGUUUCAGAUGACUCUUUUGCGUCACACAUGACAGUAUUGUGCCCAAAUUAGUUGGUCAAACUGAACAUACUCAUAAUCUAUUACUGCUGAAAAUCCUCUAAGGUUUAACUCUGCCUGAAUAUUUGCAUUUUUUAGUUCAUCAGAACAUACAGAGGUGCAUGCGCCAUGUGUUUGUAGAUGUUAGAAUGAUUUAAUCUUUAUUGAAAACAACAGGGGUGGAACUUUGGUUUUAGAAGUGGGGGGAAAUAGCGUGCCAAAUUCAUGUGGCCAUUUGUCACCAACAAUUGCUCUAUCAUGAGGUCCAUUAAAUGCAAACAAUGUUCAAGCCAGGGGAGAACGAAUGCCUCUUCUCAUUGAAGCCUUGAAGUUCAAGUCCGACCUUGGUACUGCAGGCAUUGUUUGAAGAAAACAGGAUCCCCCAUUAUAGUGAAUGGGAAAAUAGCAAUCUUCGUGGUCAAUCGUGUAAAAAAAUAACAAUCAUGGUGCCAAUAAUUGCCUCUAUUACACCAAAUGUAUGUCCCUGAACCAAUUAUUUUCAAAAUCGCACAAGGAUAAUUUAGUAGCUAAUGCCAGCCUGCAGUAUCCCAGUCAGCCUUCAACUUUAGUUACUCAAUGAGAUGGGGCAGCAUAGAGCUAGCCUGUAACGUCACUUCCUGGAGUAGCUCAAACUGCGCAUGUUAUGUACGCAUGAUACGCAAUCUUAUCAGACUUCCUUGGCUUCAAGUGCUCUAUUGAGUCUUCACAUAGGAAUGAAUGGUGUCCAUUCAUAUAGUCAUUAGUUCAAACUAAGUGAGUGACAUUUUUGUUCAGAUACCUCAACAAAAUAAAACUUUGGAUUCAAGGAUAGCACAAAACAAUAGUUUAAUUCAACAAAUUCCCUGUCUUUGUUUUUAUAUGCCAACUGUGGCUUAAAUUACUUCAUAAAAUCAAACAGUUUCAUAUUUUAGAUUAGGUGAAAUGCAUUAUCAUAUUAAGAAUGUAAUUAUAUGCCUUUAAAAUGCUGAAAUCUUCAUGUAGAUAUCUUGAAAACAAAAAACUCCAGAAAGAUCCCAUUUUCAUGGUCUUCGACAUCUGAUUGAGCAAAUGGUGGUAUCCUAGUGGUUAGAGCAUUGGGCCAGUAACUGACAGAUUGGAAUCUCAGAGCUGACAAGGUGAAUAAU
Salvelinus sp. IW2-2015 is the source of this 5165-nucleotide messenger RNA. It is a transcript of the gene ar, whose product is annotated as androgen receptor. NCBI's taxonomy places the organism in Eukaryota, Metazoa, Chordata, Actinopteri, Salmoniformes, Salmonidae. The record is from RefSeq and is a predicted model, not a curated record. Gene Ontology annotation, molecular function: estrogen response element binding; nuclear receptor activity; zinc ion binding. Gene Ontology annotation, biological process: nuclear receptor-mediated steroid hormone signaling pathway; male gonad development; positive regulation of transcription by RNA polymerase II. Gene Ontology annotation, cellular component: nucleus; chromatin.